Molecule: messenger RNA, 513 nt
Organism: Penicillium atrosanguineum
Lineage: Eukaryota; Fungi; Ascomycota; Eurotiomycetes; Eurotiales; Aspergillaceae
Product: Glucose/ribitol dehydrogenase
Exons: 1
Coding region: 1-513 (170 amino acids)
Source: RefSeq, a predicted model, not a curated record
AUGGGCUCAGCAAUUGUCAAUUUAAACUACAAUAGUGCAUCUGGUGUUUCUAAAUAUUGUUGUGGUACACCCGUUGGCACGGACGAAGGAAAUGGCACAGACUGCCAGUAUGGCUACGAUAGCUUCGCUUUAAACGAUGCGACUAUCAUCGGUGGACAUAAUGCUCUUGCCGACUAUACCCUCACAUCAACUUCGUCCAAUUCCUCUACAAGUGCCAAUUCUUCGAGUGUGUCUUCAACCUCAUCUCCAGGGACCAACACCAGUUCACAUGAUGUCGCCCUUGGCGUCGGCCUGGGUGUCCCGCUUGGGGUCAUUGCUCUUGGCUCGCUGCUCUGGGCAUUCUGGGAAAGGAAACGGGCGAAUCAAUUAAGUAGAGCUCUGGCGGCUAGCAACAUUCCAGCCCAAGGCUUUACCGGUACCCCACACACUCCUCAACCGCGCCUCAUGACCGAACGGUCUGGACUCACAGAGCUGGAGAGCACUUGGCACCCUCAGGAAAUGCCAGUCAAAUGA